AUGUCCAGUAUCUUCCGAUCCUUCCGAUCGAGUACACCUCUUUCGCCCUUUGCCUCACCAAUACGUACCUUUACCAGUACACCCAUACACCUAGCGAAAGCACUCCCACCUCGACCGAAACCUCCACCUGAGUCCGAGAUCGAAGAAUCAUACGUCAAAGGUAGUGGACCAGGUGGUCAAAAGAUUAACAAAACCAAUUCUGCGGUCCAGCUCAAGCACAUACCCACAGGCAUAGUCGUCAAGUCACAGGCAACCCGUUCAAGAGACCAGAAUCGAAAACAUGCUCGCGAACUGCUUGCCCAGCGUGUCGACGAGCUACGAAAUGGUGACCAGAGUCGGUCAGCCAUUGUCGGUCGUGUAAAGGAAAAGAAAGUCGCGAGUGCCUCCAAGAAAAGUCGCAGAAAAUACAAGAAGCUUGAGGAAGAGAAGGCAAUUGCCGCAGCUUCAGUUGAAGCCCUGCCAGAGGCGACCUCUGACUUAUCUACAGAAAAAGCUUCAGCUGCAGACGAAGCAGCGAGUUCCGAAGCUGUUCAGUCCCCCGAUACCCCAAACAAACUGGCCUGA
Fusarium poae is the source of this 564-nucleotide messenger RNA. RefSeq lists its product as uncharacterized. Gene Ontology annotation, biological process: translational termination. The record is from RefSeq and is a predicted model, not a curated record. Gene Ontology annotation, cellular component: mitochondrion. The coding region runs from base 1 to 564 and encodes 187 amino acids. Gene Ontology annotation, molecular function: translation release factor activity. The transcript has 2 exons. NCBI's taxonomy places the organism in Eukaryota, Fungi, Ascomycota, Sordariomycetes, Hypocreales, Nectriaceae.